Arachis ipaensis is the source of this 3464-nucleotide messenger RNA. RefSeq names its product NAD kinase 2 (gene NADK2). The record is from RefSeq and is a predicted model, not a curated record. Gene Ontology annotation, molecular function: NAD+ kinase activity. Gene Ontology annotation, biological process: NADP+ biosynthetic process; NAD+ metabolic process. NCBI's taxonomy places the organism in Eukaryota, Viridiplantae, Streptophyta, Magnoliopsida, Fabales, Fabaceae.
UACAAUUGCAAUUGCACCGUCACCAUUAUUAAUACCCAACAAACACAUAUCAAUGAAAACCGAAGGAGAUCCUUCCGCUAUUCCGUUUCCUUCGUGAAACAAAACUCACUCAUUCAUGGUGGCAUGUCUCUGCACGUGCCACCUCGUUUACACCGCGAUGAAUCUUUCCGCCUCCGCCGCCGUAGCAUCCUCACUUUCUCUUCUCUCUUCUUUCUCCUUCCUCAAUCCCAAUCCCAAUUCCAAUCCCAAAACUUUCGCUUUCGGCUUCCGGUUCAAGACGAAGGGUAGGAGUACCCGCGGACUGAGGCGUCCCAAGUUUCUCGUCACCGCCCAACUUUCCAACUCCUUUUCCUUCAGUUUCUGGUUGGAUUCUCAGAGUUUGAAUGCUAUCCAAUCCCAUGAUCCGUCACAAUUGCCUUGGGUGGGUCCGGUUCCAGGUGAUAUUGCUGAAGUGGAAGCAUACUGUAGGAUCUUUAGGAAUUAUGAAAGGCUUCAUUCUUCAUUAAUGAACGUGUUGUGCAAUCCACUAACCGGUGAAUGUAGUGUUUCCGAUGAAGUGCCAUCGGAUGAGAGGCUGCCUCUAGAAGAUAAGAUUGUUUCGGUCCUUGGGUGCAUGGUAGCACUUGUGAACACCGCGAGGGAGGAUGUUCUUUCUGGAAGAAGGUCUUCGGUUAUGACCCCCUUUCGUGUGGCGGGGGUUGGCGUGAUGGAGGACGUGGUGCCCCCACUUGCUGCUUUUAGGAGUGAGAUGAAGAGGUGUUGUGAGAGCUUGCAUGUUGUUCUUGAGAACUAUUUAGUUCCAGGUGACAAUCCAAGGUUGGAUGCGUGGAGGAAACUUCAGAGAUUGAAGAAUGUAUGCUAUGAUGCUGGUUUUCCGCGCAGGGAGGAAGAUCCAUGUCCAGAACUGUUUUCGAAUUGGAGUCCUGUAUAUUUAUCUGCUCCCAAAGAAGACACAAAAUUGAAAGACUCUGAAGCAGGAUUUUGGACAGGCGGGCAGGUAACUGAAGAAGGCCUAAAGUGGUUGCUUGAUAAUGGAUAUAAAACUAUCAUAGAUCUUAGACAGGAGGUAGUAAAAGAUAAUUUAUAUCAUGAAGCUGUUAAUGAUGCUAUUUCGUCUGGAAAAAUUGAAUUGGUCAAAAUCCCUGUUGACGUUCAGAGAGCACCUACAAUGGAACAGGUUGAGAGGUUUUCAUCUUACGUUUCAAAUUACAGCAAACGUCCAAUCUAUCUUCAUAGUCAGGAAGGAGUUUGGAGAACGUCUGCCAUGGUCUCUAGAUGGAGGCAGUAUAUGACUCGAUUUGCAUCAUCAUUUGUUUCUAAUGAAGCAGUUACUUCCAGUGAAAGGCCAUCAGAUUAUAAAAAUGGAUCUGCGAAACCGCAUGACUCUUCAAUAGAAUCUGAGAGAUCCAGAUCCUCUGCAGAAACAGAUGACAAUUUGUUGCAAGAGAGUUCGGGUGCAGUUACUCCUAAUUCUUCACAAGUGAUUACUGGCAGUGAGGACAACUCUUCUAUGAAUUUCUCCAGCAAAACUAUCCCUUUAGAAGCUCAAAUCCCUCCUCGUGACAUCUUCUCCAAAAGAGAGAUGUCCAGAUUUUGGAGAAAUAGAAAGAUCCCAGGACCCUCUUAUUUCAAUUAUAAGGUUGAAAGUUUAGAAUGUUUGACAGAUUCCAGGAACAUGCAUGCUGGAAGACCACAGGGGAAAGUGACCAUCAGCAAUGGAGAUAAUCCCGUCGCUGAAAUUGUGGGCCGGGAAAGUUUGAAUGGGUCACCUCGUGUGGACUAUCCAUCUGGAGAGCCUCCAAUCACAGUUGGUGGCGACUGGAAGUCAGUGAAUGGGAGUACAUCGAGCUUUGUGAAGACAACAGUUAAUGAGUUAAGUGAAGGAGAUGUGCGCUACAUGAAUAAUGGCAAUGUCACAAUGACUAAGUCUCAAAGUGAUGAUGGUAAGGCUGGGUUAGCCUUACAUGAUGAAGACUUGGGACUCAUGGAGGGAGACAUGUGUGCAUCCUCAACUGGAGUUGUAAGGGUGCAAUCAAGAAAGAAAGCAGAGAUGUACCUAGUACGGACUGAUGGCGUUUCUUGUGAGAGAGAAAAGGUGACUGAAUCUUCUUUGGCCUUCACUCACCCUAGCACCCAGCAACAGAUGCUUAUGUGGAAAUCUACACCGAAGACUGUGUUAUUGCUGAAAAAGCCCGGGGAGCAACUCAUGGAAGAAGCUAAAGAGGUUGCUUCCUUUCUGUAUUACCAAGAGAAAAUGAACGUUUUUGUGGAACCUGAUGUGCAUGAUAUAUUUGCUAGACUUCCUGGAUUUGAAUUUAUUCAAACCUUCUAUAUCCAAGAUACUAGUGAUCUACAUGAGAAAGUAGAUUUUGUGGCUUGCUUGGGUGGAGAUGGUGUUAUUCUGCAUGCUUCAAAUCUAUUUGGAGGUGCUAUUCCUCCUGUUGUGUCAUUUAACCUUGGUUCCCUUGGUUUUCUGGCUUCUCAUUGUUUUGAAGACUACAGGCAGGACUUACGACAAGUCAUCCAUGGAAAUAAUACUGGAGAUGGUGUAUACAUAACUCUUAGAAUGCGUCUCAGAUGUGAAAUUUUUCGUAAGGGUAAAGCAAUGCCAGGGAAAGUGUUUGAUAUUCUUAACGAGGUUGUUAUUGAUCGGGGUUCUAAUCCAUAUCUUUCAAAGAUUGAAUGUUAUGAACAUGACAGACUUAUAACCAAGGUACAAGGUGAUGGAGUCAUUGUGGCCACCCCAACGGGAAGCACUGCUUAUUCUACAGCUGCUGGAGGUUCCAUGGUGCAUCCAAAUGUUCCUUGCAUGCUAUUUACCCCGAUUUGUCCGCAUUCACUCUCAUUUAGACCAGUUAUACUCCCAGAUUCUGCUCGACUAGAAUUAAAGAUUCCGCAAGACGCAAGAAGCAAUGCUUGGGUAUCAUUUGAUGGGAAGAGGAGGCAGCAACUUUCUCGGGGAGAUUCUGUACGAAUAUCCAUGAGUCAGCACCCACUUCCAACUGUUAACAAGUUCGAUCAAACCGGUGAUUGGUUUCACAGCUUGAUUCGCUGCCUGAAUUGGAACGAAAGACUUGAUCAAAAGGCCCUAUGAAGCAUCUGAAACUGAAGAAUGGAUGUGUUACUCUCACUUGAAGGCUUGGUUUGUGUGUGAUUUCAGUACAGAUUAUACAUUCAAGACUAUAGAACUUGUUGUCAAUACCAGUUUCUUACCUUGGCUUCCAAAUGAGGAGAUAGGGUUUUUUCCAAAUGUGAUUUUGGUAAAAAGCUAUUGUAUACUGACAGGAUUUGAAGCUGUAAAUUAUUGAUCUUAGAAGUAGCUCUCAUUGAUGCUUCUGAAAGUUUACCACUCUGUCAAAGUUCUUGUGUUGAAGAGGAAGUUCUCAUUAGUUUUAGUUAAUGAGAUAAUUGUGCUAAUGGCUGCACAGAGCCUCUUUUAUAAAAAAAAGAUAUAUUUGAUGUCA